CACCAAAGAAGAAAACAAUUCAAAGAUCUUGAUAUAUCGAGAAAGAAACAGCUGCAUACAAUAUACAGCCUGCAUUUCUACCUCUAGUUUUGAUUAUUAACUCAAAGUAUUCUAUUUCAAUUUUUAUUUUUGCUGUACUAAUUUAAAAAAUGCUUAGACGUUUCCAACGUUCUCUCGCCACAACUGCUGGAUUUGUUAACAAAACAUCCCAGCUUGACAGAGCUACUCUUACCAUUAAGGGUGGUCCAGUUUUUAGUGGUUAUUCUUUUGGAUCGAACAAGAAUGUUUCUGGUGAAGCUGUUUUCACCACUUCUCUUGUUGGUUACCCUGAGUCAAUGACUGACCCUUCUUACAAAGGACAAAUUUUGUGCUUCACACAACCACUCAUUGGUAACUAUGGUGUUCCAUCCUCAACUGCAAAGGAUCAGUUUAAUUUGUUAAAGUAUAUGGAAUCUCCAAGUGUUCAAUGUAUUGGAAUUGUUGUUGCUGAUGUUGCUUUGGAAUAUUCUCAUUGGACUGCUGUUGAAUCUCUUCAACAAUGGUGUCAAAGAUCUGGUGUUGCUGCUAUUUCUGGUGUGGACACCAGACAACUUGUUUCUUAUUUGAGAGAUAAGGGUUCUUCGUUAGCUAAGAUCACUGUUGGAGAAGAAUAUGAUGCUGAUGAAGAUGCUGCCUUUGAAGACCCUGGUUCAGUGAAUUUGGUCCAUAAGGUCACCACCAAGGCACCAUUCCAUAUUGCUUGUCCACCAGAACAUUCCAAGGGUAUUCAUAUUGCUGUUUUGGAUUGUGGUGCUAAGGAAAACAUUUUGCGUUGUUUGGUUGAAAGAGGUGCCUCUUUGACUGUUUUCCCAUACAACUACCCAAUUGAUAAGAUUGCCAACAAGUUUGAUGGUAUAUUUAUCUCCAAUGGUCCAGGUGACCCAACCCACUGUUCUAGUACCGUUGAAAGUUUGAAAGAAACUAUGAAGAAGUACGAUGAAUUACCAAUCUUUGGAAUUUGUUUAGGUCAUCAACUCUUAGCCUUGGCUAGUGGUGCAAAGACUGUUAAGAUGAAGUAUGGUAACAGAGCUCACAAUAUCCCAGCUCUUGAUUUAAUUACAGGCCAAUGUCAUAUCACUUCCCAAAACCAUGGUUACGCUGUUGAUGCUUCUACUUUAAACAGUGACUGGGAACCAUACUUUACUAAUUUGAAUGAUUUAUCUAACGAGGGAAUGAAGCAUAAGUACAAGCCAAUUUUCUCCACUCAAUUCCAUCCAGAAGCUAAGGGUGGUCCAUUGGAUACUUCAUACUUAUUUGACAAGUUCUUUGACAACAUCCACACCUACAGAGAAAACAACGGGUUACAAGUAUCUAACGUUGAUAACAGUCUAUUAGUUGAUAUUUUGCCAAAGGCAAGAGUUCAAUAAAUAGACAGGGAGGACAAGAACACAAAAAAAAUAUACAAUGUCUCCUAUUUAUGAUUAGUCCUUUUUCUUAAACGAGAGAGAGAUAUGUGAGUUUAUUAUAUAAUACUUUUUAAAUUGCCUAACUAUUAGGUUUAGAAAUGAAUAACAAAAAUUGAAAUGAAUUGAAUGUGAUACUUGUAGAGUCUAAACGAUAGGCAUUUGUCAUUCAUGAUCGAAAUGGCUGCGAAUCGAAGAAUAAGCUAUACGAUUCCCACUUGAGCAAUUAAGAUCGUAUAGGCAAACACAAAUGUAACUCCAAAAUAAGGGAGUUCUCUUUUUUUGAACAAUUAGACUUCUAACAAUCACCCGUCAGAGUUUUCCAUUCAAAUAAAUCUAACAAAUAUGGUGAAAUCAUAUAAUGAAACUUAUAAAACGAGAAUAAGCUCUACAGCAUAAGAGCAUAUCCAAGUUCUAGUAUGGAUCCAUCGCACCAGGUAAACGAUCUCGCUCACAGG
[Candida] anglica is the source of this 1900-nucleotide messenger RNA. The record is from the annotation of a GenBank genome assembly. Lineage: Eukaryota; Fungi; Ascomycota; Pichiomycetes; Serinales; Debaryomycetaceae.